AUGAAGAGCACUCUCCUCACCGCGGCCGUGCUGUUGGGCGCGGCCCAGGCCGAAGUCCACAAGCUGAAGCUGAAGAAGGUCCCCAUCGAGGAGCAGCUUAACUCUGUUCCCAUCGAGCACCAAGUCAGACAGCUCGGCCAGAAGUACAUGGGCGCCCGCCCUGACAGCCAUGCCGAUGCCAUGUUCAACCAGAAGCCCUUCACAAGCACUGGCGAGCACCCCGUGCCUGUGAGCAACUUCAUGAACGCUCAGUACUUCUCCGAGAUCGAGAUCGGUACUCCUCCCCAGACCUUCAAGGUUGUUCUGGACACUGGUAGCUCCAACCUGUGGGUUCCUUCCCAGCAGUGCGGCAGCAUUGCAUGCUACCUGCACUCCAAGUAUGACUCUUCGUCGUCGUCCACCUACAAGUCCAACGGCUCCGAGUUCGAGAUCCACUACGGCUCUGGCAGCUUGACUGGUUUCGUCUCCCAGGAUGACGUCUCCAUUGGCGAUCUUAAGAUCAAGAAGCAGGACUUUGCCGAGGCCACCAGCGAGCCUGGCCUUGCCUUUGCCUUCGGCCGCUUCGACGGCAUCCUCGGUCUUGGCUACGACACCAUUUCCGUCAACAAGAUUGUUCCCCCCUUCUACAACCUUGUUAACCAGAAGGCUAUUGACGAGCCUGUCUUCGCCUUCUACCUCGGCGACACCAACGAGGAGGGUGAUGAGAGCGAGGCUACCUUUGGUGGCCUCGAUGACUCUCACUACGAGGGCAAGAUCACUUACAUCCCCCUCCGCCGCAAGGCUUACUGGGAGGUCGACCUCGAUGCCAUUACCCUUGGCGACGAGACCGCUGACCUUGAGGGACACGGUGCCAUCCUUGACACCGGUACUUCUCUUAACGUCCUUCCCUCUGCUCUUGCUGAGCUGCUCAACAAGGAGAUCGGUGCCAAGAAGGGCUACAACGGCCAGUACUCUGUUGAGUGCUCCAAGCGUGACGAGCUUCCCGACAUCACCUUCACUCUCUCUGGCUACAACUUCAGCAUUUCCGCUUACGACUAUGUCCUGGAGGUCUCUGGCAGCUGCAUCUCCACCUUCCAGGGCAUGGACUUCCCCGAGCCGGUCGGCCCCCUUGUCAUCUUGGGAGAUGCCUUCCUGCGCCGGUGGUACUCUGUUUACGACCUCGGCAAGAACGCCGUUGGUCUGGCCAAGGCUAAGAAAUAA
Colletotrichum costaricense is the source of this 1200-nucleotide messenger RNA. Its product is annotated as eukaryotic aspartyl protease. The record is from RefSeq and is a predicted model, not a curated record. Gene Ontology annotation, molecular function: aspartic-type endopeptidase activity. Gene Ontology annotation, cellular component: fungal-type vacuole. Lineage: Eukaryota; Fungi; Ascomycota; Sordariomycetes; Glomerellales; Glomerellaceae. The transcript is spliced from 3 exons. Gene Ontology annotation, biological process: proteolysis. The coding region runs from base 1 to 1200 and encodes 399 amino acids.